GCACCUUUCCACCUUUUUUUCCAGGCGCUAGCCAUAUGUAAUUCGUAAUUCAUACACAUAUUUUCGUUUUGUGCUUUUUUUCUGGUUGUCUGUUUUCUUUCUAAUUAUUCGAGUGAGAAGAAAAGUAAACUAUCAACAUUCAAAUCAAACAAAUGUUUUGUUCGAGAUACCAUUUUCUUGUGCAGUGGGUGUCGUGGUAACGAGUAAAUGUAAUUUUCAAAUAAAUGGUGUACGUACAAUCGUCAUCCGUGUAAUACUCGAGGUUAUCCUAAAUUCACUGUAUCAAGUAAACCUUGGAACGUAAAACAUUUGUUGGAAAAUUUACUAGAAUGCCUGCGUCUGUCGACUAUUAUCGUGUGCUUGAAAUCACUAAAACCGCAAACGUAAAUGAUAUCAAAAAAGCGUACAGAAAAUUAGCUUUGAAAUGGCAUCCUGAUAAAAAUCCCGAGAACGCAGAUGAGGCUAAUAAAAAAUUCAAAGAAAUUUCCGAAGCUUACGAAGUCCUGUCCGACGAAACGAAGAGAGCAAAAUACGAUCAACAUUUGAGGAGUAAAGAAAACACUAGUAACAGGAACAAUAACACUUUUCACGCGUUCAAAAAAUUCUUCAACGGUCCUCCUUCUUUUCAUCGAUUUUAUUAUAAUAACGAUAAAAAACGUAAAAUAUACGACCAGUACGGCAAAGAAGGAUUGAUAAAUGGCGGCGGACGUUCGAGCAACCGCAGCAGAAACAGACAAUACGCCGAAAGCGCAGACUUCGAUUUCGUUAGUUUUCCAUUUUUCGCAUUUAGAGAUCCUGAAGAAGUAUUCAGAGAGUUUUUCGGUUCUUGCGACAUAUUUGAAUUAGGCGGUUUCGGUGGUAACCGAGGAUCUCGUUAUAAUAAUGGUAACACUACGCAGCUCAGUUCCAUAUUCAGUCCAUUCGGUGGCAUGAGUCCAUUCGGCAUCGCCACCAAUUUCGACGAUAUGUUCUCGACGAACGGUAAUUCCCAUUUUACCUCGUUUAGCUCGAGCAGUACGUUCGGUGGCGGUGGCGGCGGCGGAGGAGGAGGAGGCGGUAAUGUUAAGAAAACUUCAACAUCCACUAGGUUCAUUAACGGAAAGAAAGUCACUACUAAAAAAAUUAUCGAAGGAGAUAGAGAGACUGUCAUGCGUUACGAAAACGACGUACUAACAUCAAAAACAGUGAACGGUGAACCUCAAGCGCUUACGUACGGAUAAACUACUCGUACGCGAAUUUGAAGCAGAGCCGGCGACGAGCGCGCGAGAUUUCGAAUUAUAUUUUUGUUUGUUUUUUUUUUCUAUCUAAAGAAAUUUCUGUUUCGUAUUCGUUAUUUACUACCUACAAUUUUACUACUACCUACUACCAUUUUUACUAGUACUACUACCAUUUUACCGCUACUGUUUAAUACUGUUGCCACUAUCUUUCUUUUCUUUUUUUUUUCUUUUUUCGUUAACGAUAUUACUACCGAUAAAAUACGUAAAUGGCGUGGCAGUGUUGAAGAUAAAACCACGAAAAAAAAACACGAUAAAUGUAUACGCUCGAAAUGGUGGUUAUUUUUGACAUUUUUUCCCUCGGAUUUUGAUUUUUGACUUUGGGGUUUUGGAUUUGAAAAUGAAAGUACAUAUUUAUGAUAAAAAUGUAGGCAUUGGGUACCAUCGAUGAUCGCUGAUUUGUCGCUCAACUCGAAUAGCUGUUACCAACCGUUUAUCUCGUUACGAUUUAUUCGAUAUAUAAUUUUAAUAUUUACCUAGACAGAUUCUCUCGUUCGUUCAUUUUUUUCUUUUUUUUUUUAUUUAUAAUUCAAUUUGAUUUUUCCUCAUUUUCUUUUCUCGCCUUCUACCUCGUCCUUUGAUUAUUUACAUGCUUGAAACGGUAAGUUAUAUAAAUUCUUCGUUUUUUUUUGUUUUUUUUUUUUUUUUUGAUCUAAUGGUACAUAAAAUGAUCAUUAUGUUCGUUGAUUUGUUUGAUUGAAAAGCAAGUGAAUAAUUUUUUGGGUUUCUUCCGGUCUCUGAUUUCUCUACAAUACUGCAAUAUAUCGGUUUUUUGGAUUUCAUCCUCGUUGGUUUUUUAACGCGUGUAACAAAUUAAUGUAAAUCGAACAUUCGAAUUUUAAAAUUUACACCAUAAGGUUUUUUUAAUACGAUUGGCGUAAUUUAAUGAAAAUAUAUAGUGUAAUUACCCGUUUAUUUCUCUCUCUUGUUUUUUUUUUUUUUGUAAACAAAAAUAAUAUUAUAAUCAUGUAAUAUAAUGCGAUUAGUUAGAGUCGUACAAGUAAUGUGCUCAUUGCCAAUUUAGUGUACGUUUAUGUUAAAAUAUCUAUACUAUAAUUUUUCACUAGCAAAUCCAAUAAAAUAAUUUCAUACGGAGAAUUAA
Planococcus citri (citrus mealybug) is the source of this 2376-nucleotide messenger RNA. Its product is annotated as dnaJ homolog subfamily B member 6-like. Gene Ontology annotation, cellular component: nucleus; cytoplasm. NCBI's taxonomy places the organism in Eukaryota, Metazoa, Arthropoda, Insecta, Hemiptera, Pseudococcidae. The record is from RefSeq and is a predicted model, not a curated record. Bases 330 to 1220 code for a protein of 296 amino acids. The transcript has 7 exons. Gene Ontology annotation, molecular function: Hsp70 protein binding; protein folding chaperone.